Messenger RNA from Adineta steineri, 949 nucleotides. The record is from the annotation of a GenBank genome assembly. NCBI's taxonomy places the organism in Eukaryota, Metazoa, Rotifera, Eurotatoria, Adinetida, Adinetidae.
AUGACCCGUUUGGAAGAAAAACUCUAUUUACAAAGUGUUUUUAAUGUUAUUGACGAGGUCUAUAAAUUUAAGAAUCAUAAACAAGUAUUAACUUAUGAAGAACGUUUGCGUGCUUCAUUCAAUAAAUUACUUGUUCCUAAUUGGUUCAAUCGUGAUUAUACAUCUAACAAUGGCCUACGGAAAACAAAAUCUCAUGGACAAGUGUUUCAUACAAGACGGUAUGAUUUUAAUAAUAAUAAAAAUAAUGAGACUUAUGAUUCAUUAACAUCAUCAUCAACAUCUAACGAUACACAUCGAUAUCGAUCACAGAGUCAAUCUUGGUCUGAACGGCGUCCUAUAAGACAUGAUUCAGCAGCUUCAAGCUAUGAUACAAAUGGCAGUGUUAUUAUUAAUAGCCGACGUUUGAUUAAUUCUAAUGGAACAUCAACAUAUGCUCCCGGUUUGCAACGUGUUACUCAAUCAUCAACAUGGUAUAAACCAAAAACAUUUACUAUCAAUGAACAUACAAUUGAUCCACCAAAACCUUUACCAAGACAUAUGAAAAAAAUUGGUGAGUGAAAUUUGAUUAUUAUCUUAGUAUUAAUGUCAAAUACACAAUGAUAUCUCAAAUAUAAAUCUCAUUUAAAGUGUGAGCUUUCUAUUGUUAUAUAGCAUCAGAUGUUAACAUUACAUAACCAGAUAAAUUAGAUACACUUUAUGUUAUAACAUGAUCUUCACACUAAUGUAUUUUGUUAAUGCUUUAAAAUUUCAAAUAUUAUCUACUUAUCAAACAUUUGAUUUAAUAAUUUAAUUGAUUUCGACAGAUGUAUCAUAUUUAGAUAACAUCUAUUAGUCUAUAGAUCAAAGAAAAACGUGAUAGACACUUCUUUUUUUAGUUUGUCCUUUACUCUAGUUAUAUGUCAUAUCAUAUAUGUAUAAUAUGUAGUAAUGUUGACAAGACAUAUGCACU